Molecule: messenger RNA, 1080 nt
Organism: Paracoccidioides lutzii Pb01
Exons: 2
Coding region: 1-1080 (359 amino acids)
Biological process (GO): lysosomal transport; retrograde transport, endosome to Golgi; Golgi organization
Cellular component (GO): membrane; GARP complex; EARP complex
Source: RefSeq, a predicted model, not a curated record
AUGUCAACUAUAUCAUCUCCGCGACCCUCCAUAACAUCUGCUCGAACUCCAACACCCCCUGGAUCACGGCGGCCAUCAAUUGAAAUCAGCAAUCUUACCGCCAGCAACGCCUCAACCCCAACUCCCCGUGCGGCCUCUCCGUCUCUCACGCACCGGAAAAACCGAGCUGCGUUACGGGAUUAUUAUAAUCUCCGACCUGUUCUCCCAGAUUCAUCUCAACCAAAUCAUUCACGACCCCGAAGCAUCGCUUCCACGAGUGGAAGUCAUUACGAUGCAUCAACUCAUCCAAUCUCUCCCUCAACACAGGUCGAACUUGACAGCCCUAACUUUGAUCCUUCUGCCUAUAUAUCCCGACUUCUCUCCACAUCCUCUCUCUCGACUAUUCUCAAGGCAGAAAACUCACUGAUUAGCGACAUUCGAACGCUGGACGGGGAACGAAAAGCUCUUGUAUACGACAAUUACUCGAAACUAAUAAAGGCCGUGGAAACUAUUGGGAAAAUGCGGGCUAGUAUCGAGGAGCGAGGUCAGCCUAUGGUUAUGACGAAAACACUAGCACCUGCUGUGGGAUUUGUGGUAGAGACUGCUGCGACGCUAAUUCGUCAGAAGGAGGAAUCUGUAUGGGAACGGGACGAUCAGAAGGAAGCGAGUAAAGGUGGGCCUUAUCUAGAAAAGGAAACGGUAAAAUGGGUUUUAAACUGCCCGAAAAGACUUAGGUGGCUUUUAGAUGAUGGGAAGGUAGAAGAGGCAGGGAGCGAUUGGAAGGAGGUGGAAUGGCUAUUGACGAAAUGGCAGGGGGUGAAGGGAGUUGAUGAAUUGAGAAAGGCAUCGGCGUCGUCGACUCGAUGCCAGUACUAUUGCAUGAGCGGUGUUGGUAAUAUGACUUCAGCUCAGGCUGCCAACGCCCGCCACGGCGUUGAUGUCGAAGCAAUUGUCUUCUCCAUCUUGAAGUUUUCGCAACUACACAAACGUACAUUGCGCAUCCCAAAACUUUGGGCAUGUCUCAUGAAGCAUUUCCAUUUGCAUGUCAUCAGUCAAUCCGGCUCAUGGAUAAGCCGGCAUUUCGCCAGCGCCCUUGAGUAA